Messenger RNA from Hyaena hyaena (striped hyena), 1429 nucleotides. It is a transcript of the gene AGPAT2, whose product is annotated as 1-acylglycerol-3-phosphate O-acyltransferase 2. Lineage: Eukaryota; Metazoa; Chordata; Mammalia; Carnivora; Hyaenidae. The coding region runs from base 60 to 896 and encodes 278 amino acids. Gene Ontology annotation, cellular component: endoplasmic reticulum; membrane. Gene Ontology annotation, molecular function: 1-acylglycerol-3-phosphate O-acyltransferase activity. Gene Ontology annotation, biological process: phosphatidic acid biosynthetic process. The transcript is spliced from 6 exons. The record is from RefSeq and is a predicted model, not a curated record.
CGCGGGAGCCCGCGCGGGGGGUCGAGGCGCGCGCCGUCGGGGCUGCGGGGCGCGCGGCCAUGGACCUGUGGCCGUGGCUGACGGCGGCGCUGCUGCUGCUGCUGCUGCUCGUGCAGCUGAGCGGCGCGGCCCGGUUCUACGCCAGGAUCUCCCUGUACUGCGCGCUCUGCUUCUCGGCCUCCGCCCUGGCCGCGCUCGUCUGCCUGCUGCGCCACGGCGGCCGGACGGUGGAGAACAUGAGCAUCAUCAGUUGGUUUGUCCGGAGCUUCAAGUACGCGUUCGGCAUUCGCUUUGAGAUAAAGGGGCGUCAGAAGCUGGAGGUGGACCACCCGUGUGUCAUCAUUUCUAACCACCAGAGCAUCCUGGACAUGAUGGGCCUUAUGGAGGCCCUGCCCCAGCGCUGCGUGCAGAUCGCCAAGCGGGAGCUGCUCUUCAUGGGGCCCGUGGGGCUCAUCAUGUACCUCGGGGGUGUCUUCUUCAUCAACCGGCAGCGCUCCAGGACCGCCAUGACGGUGAUGACCGAAGUGGGCCAGCGCAUGGUCAGGGACAACCUCAAGGUGUGGAUCUACCCUGAGGGCACGAGGAACGACAAUGGGGACCUGCUGCCUUUCAAGAAGGGUGCCUUCUACCUGGCGAUCCAGACCCAGGUGCCUGUCAUCCCCGUGGUUUACUCCAGCUUCUCCUCCUUCUACAACCAAAAGGCAAAGCUCUUCACCGCAGGAACGAUCAAGGUGGAGGUGCUGGAUGCCAUCCCCACCAGUGGCCUCACUGUCGCUGAUGUCCCCAAGCUUAUGGAUACCUGCCACCAGGUCAUGAGGACCACCUUCCUCCGCAUCUCCAAGACGCCCCAGGAGAACGGGGCCACGGCGGGGCCUGCUUCCCAGCCCACCCGCUAGCCGACGUGGGGCAGGACCUGGCGGCCGGACGGGGCGGGCCAGGGGGCGGGGCCUGACUGCAGACCUGACCGAGGGACCUCCUCCCCCGCCCCAGCUGCUAAAUGUCACUGUGUCCUGCUCCUGCCUGGGUCUCCCACUUUCAUUCGGGCCCCAGAUGCAGGACACUGCUUCCUGUCACCAGCCUCGGAUCCAGGCCUCCGAUGUUCCCUAAAAGGAGAGUCCGCUGGAGCCUCCUCAGAGCCCCCGCUGUGUCUCCAGGACCCGGGAGUGGGUUCAGGCCCAGACGGGCUGACAGCCGCAGGGCAGACAGCCAGAGCCGAGACCCUUCACCCUGCUGCCCGGGCCAGCGGGGUACAGGGUAGGGCGUGGCCUUCCAGGCCCUCCAGGAGUGGGGGCCAGGCACCCAGUCCUGUGCGUCCAGGGCCUCAGGGAGAGCCAGAAAGCAGGGGUCCUUGCUCUGCUGGCCUCAGGGAGCAAGACCGCCGACCGGGCACUGCAUUCCGUUGUUUUUUAUAAAAGGAAUCUGGGAAGUG